AUGGAUGGACUGGCCGGAAUUCCGAUUCUAGUCGUGCUAAUCCAAGUGGCGGCCGGAUAUGUGGGAUAUCAGGACAACCAGAUUUGCAUCAGCCGCGACAUCCAGAUCGGGGAUGUGAUCGCGCUGCGCGGGACGCUGUUGCCAGGAGCACAGAGAUGGUCGUGCAGCCUUGAAUCAGCCACGCCAAAUGGCGCGGUUUUCAUCCUCGCCGAUCACCUGAUCUACAAGAAUGAGACGACGUACUCUUCGAAAUACGCUGGCGAUGCUUGGCCCAUCGCACUAAACUACGGUCCGGUCCCCUAUACUCCGCCUGCAACGUUUAUUAUUGUGUUUACAAUCUCCGGGCUGAACCAGGUGAUCAUCAACUACCAAAACAGCCCGCUUGUCGACGACGGCGGCAACCAGUUCGACCAGCAGAUGGCGUGGACGGGUUUUGAGAAUAUUCGAAAGAUUAGGUGCGAUGGUGACAUCUCCGGAGUAGCCUGGAACCGCGCCAUCCCGCAAGUCAGCUGCCCGACCAGCCAGUCGAUCACCAGACCAGUGGCGGACAUGCCAAUUCUUACCACAACCGCUCACCCGGCGACCACCACAUUCUAUCCGUUAUGCCCG
Messenger RNA from Mesorhabditis spiculigera, 609 nucleotides. The record is from the annotation of a GenBank genome assembly. NCBI's taxonomy places the organism in Eukaryota, Metazoa, Nematoda, Chromadorea, Rhabditida, Rhabditidae.